AUGCGUUUGGCUAGUGGCUUCUUUGCCAAUCUUACAAACAUUAAACUACACGAAAAAUCGGAUGCAUUUAAAAUCAGUUUACCGUCACAUUGGGCAUGGUUUUUUCUUCGUUCGCAACAAUUAUUCUUGUUUUUCCAAGACGCUACACAUGUUGCCACUAAAUGGCGAAAUCGUUUAUUGUCGUCCAAAGCCCAACUUGUUCUUGGUCAACAAGGAAUUACUAUGCAACAUCUUCAAGAUAUAAUCGAUAAUGGAUAUACCAAAAUUGACCAUGGUUUAGUACAAACUGAUAUUAAUCCAAAAGAUAAACAAAAUUAUGCUUCAUGUGAAAAAAUAGCAUCUGAAGAUGUUUUAAAUAUUUUGAAACAGAAUAAGGAUACUCAGGCUACUGACGUUUAUCUUCGACUAUUGAAACAUAUAAUUAUUGCAUACAUCGAAAAGACAACAAACAUAAAAGAUCGUCUGCAUUCAGCAUGGGCCAUUGUAUUUACUUGUCGUCUCUGGAGAUCAUGGAUAAAGCACAACACAUUCAUCAGUUCAAAUUCCACAAGAAAAAAUAAGAAAAAUAACAACAAAGAUAAAUACUUUGUGACAACUCCAGUCUAUUAUUCAAUUGAAAUCAAUGCACACAAUUUAUUAUACUUAAUAUUGUUAGUGAAGCAACAGCAACUACCUAAUAAUGCGUUGAAUGUACAUUUAUUUAGUUCUCAGGCAUGUGAAUCCACAUUCAGAAAUACAAGAGCAUUGAGUGGGACUUAUUCAACAAUGGUAAAUUUUACAGUUAGUGAUUUUCUCGGACGAGCUGAAAAAUUAUCUGUGUUGCAACAAAUAAAGUGUUAUGAAGAAACAAAUAAUAAUGGGCGCGUAUUAUUUCCAACACAUCAUAAACAUAAACAAAAAAAUGAUUUAACAACAUAUCAAAAUAUCAAUAAUAUUGAUACAUUAAAUAUUGAAGAAGUGAUUUUGACCGCUUAUGAAACAGCAAAAAAGCUUCUUGAAAAUUUGGAAAUAUCGAACUUGUUAAAGCGACAUAAUAUUUAUCAACUAAACAAUCUUAGCCAGCACGUAUAUGAUGAUUUGAAAUCCACUAGUAGAACAAGUGAUCAUUCAACUUUUGACUCAAGCCACGAAAGUGAAAGCGACUCUGAAGAUUGUUUAUCAUUAGAAGACGAUAGUAUUGAUGAAGAAGAUGGAUAUUCUGAUGACAAUAACAAUGACGACGAAUUAUCCACCACAAAAACAAAUUUCUCCGGUAUACGCCUAUUUAAUUUCAUCAAUCCAGAUCUAAAAGACUCUUAUUUUAAAAUUUAUCUGAACAACGGUAUCAAAUACAUGCACAAACAAACAGCAUGUUGGCUUCUAACUGACAAAAACAAUCAAUUGUCAUCUGAUCGUUUAAAGAGAGUGAUUGAAACAAAUAGACAAGAAUAA
Molecule: messenger RNA, 1431 nt
Organism: Rotaria sp. Silwood2
Lineage: Eukaryota; Metazoa; Rotifera; Eurotatoria; Philodinida; Philodinidae
Source: the annotation of a GenBank genome assembly